Molecule: messenger RNA, 1143 nt
Organism: Canariomyces notabilis
Lineage: Eukaryota; Fungi; Ascomycota; Sordariomycetes; Sordariales; Chaetomiaceae
Product: methionine aminopeptidase
Exons: 5
Coding region: 1-1143 (380 amino acids)
Biological process (GO): proteolysis
Cellular component (GO): cytosol
Molecular function (GO): metalloaminopeptidase activity
Source: RefSeq, a predicted model, not a curated record
AUGGCUGAAGAACCGCCCACCAAGAGGAAAUGCCUCGGUGUUGACUGCGAAAACGACGCCAGCGCCCUGCAAUGCCCCAAAUGCUUAAGUCUAGGCAUCAAAGAUAGCUACUUUUGCUCGCAGGAUUGCUUCAAGAAGAACUGGGCUACCCAUAAGGAAGUCCACAAGAAAGAAAACAAAACCGGAUACUUCAAUCCUUUCCCGAGCUUCCCGUUCACCGGCCCCCUCCGGCCGGUCUACCCGCUCUCUCCGAGGCGAGAGGUGCCCAAGUCAAUACCGCAUCCCGAUUACGCCGAAACUGGGAUUCCCAAGGCCGGCAGGAUUAGGGGCAACAAGAUUGAGCAGCUAGAUGCCAAAGGACAGGAUGCUAUGCGCAAGGUGUGCCGGUUGGCGAGAGAGGUGCUGGAUAUCGCGGCCGCCGCAAUCCGGCCGGGCAUUACGACGGACGAGAUUGACGAAAUCGUGCACAAGGCGUGCAUUGAGCGAAAUUCCUAUCCGUCACCCCUGAAUUACAACCAUUUCCCAAAGUCGGUCUGCACAUCUGUAAACGAGGUCAUCUGCCACGGCAUCCCCGAUAAGCGUGUGCUCCUAGACGGCGAUAUCAUCAACCUCGAUGUGACCCUCUACCAUGAGGGCUACCAUGGCGAUCUCAACGAGACGUACUACGUCGGCGACCGGGCCAAGGCGGAUCCUGACUCGGUCCGUGUGGUUGAGACAGCGCGCGAGUGUCUUGAGGAGGCCAUCAAGCUGGUCAAGCCCGGCACACUGUUCCGCGACUUUGGAAACGUGAUUGAGGCGCACGCCAAGUCCAGGAAUUGCAGUGUCAUCCGCACUUACGUCGGCCAUGGGAUUAACCGGAUUUUCCAUUGCCCGCCCAACAUCCCGCACUAUGCCAAGAACAAGGCGGUUGGCGAGUGCAAACCAGGCAUGACCUUCACUAUCGAGCCCAUGAUUGCUCUUGGCAAGUACCGGGACGUGACGUGGCCUGAUAACUGGACCAGCACGACGGUUGAUGGCAAGAGGACAGCCCAAUUCGAACACACCCUGUUGGUAACCGAGACGGGCGUUGAGGUUCUGACCGCCCGGAAGCCUGACUCUCCUGGUGGCCCGAUCCCAUUGCCUGCCCCUAAUGGAACGAGCUAA